Scomber japonicus (chub mackerel) is the source of this 999-nucleotide messenger RNA. RefSeq lists its product as uncharacterized. The transcript has 4 exons. Gene Ontology annotation, molecular function: GTP binding. The record is from RefSeq and is a predicted model, not a curated record. Lineage: Eukaryota; Metazoa; Chordata; Actinopteri; Scombriformes; Scombridae. The coding region runs from base 1 to 999 and encodes 332 amino acids.
AUGCUGAGGAGAAAGAGCAGAGAGGAGUCAGAGCUCAGAGCUUUAUAUCAGCAGCCACCCAUACCAUCUGCAUCUCAGAGCUUCAAGUCAACAACACAGGAAAACAAAAACAUCUUACUUGUAGGUGAAACAGGAACAGGAAAAUCUACUCUGAUCAACGCUCUGUUCAACUACACCAUGGGAGUGAAGUUUGAGGACAACAUCUGGUUUGAGAUCGUAGAAGAUGAGAAGAGAAGUCAGAUAGAGAGUCAGACAUCAGAUGUGAUCACAUACGAGAUCUUUGGUUAUGAAGGUAAAACUCUGCCCUACUCUCUCACCAUCAUCGAUACUCCUGGAUUCGGAGACACCAGAGGGAACGAACUAGAUGCCAUCAUCAGUCAAAGAUUAUUUGACUUGUUCAGCUCAGACGAUGGAGUUCAUGAACUUUCUGCAGUGGGUCUGGUGCUGAAGGCAGCUGAGAAUCGAGUGAGUGAUCGAAUGAAAUACAUCUUUGAUUCAGUGAUGUCUCUGUUUGGAAAAGACAUUGAGAAGAACAUCAUCGCUCUCAUCACACACUCUAAUGGAUUAACACCUGAAAAUGCUCUGAUAGCUCUUGAAGCUGCAAACAUUAAAUGUGCCAAAGAUGAAGAGAAUGAAACUGUUCACUUCCUGUUUGAUAACUGCCAGAGAAAAGAGAGAACAAAGAAAACCAAACUUGCUUUAGGGAAUGCAUGGAGGACAACAGAAGCAGGAAUGGAAGAAUUCAAAGACUUCCUGAAAGAAUCUAAACCUCAGAAGCUGAAUAAAACAGUUGAAGUGUUGAACUCACGGAUCAGACUGACAGCCUGCAUCCAAAACCUGCAAGAAAGAAUCCAGUUGAUUGACCUAAAACAGAGAGAGAUCCAACAGACUGAAGAAGUUCUGAAGAAACAUGAAGAAGAGAUGAAGAAGAAUGAGAAGUUCACUGUUGAUGUUCCUGAGACAUACAAAGACACAAAAACCAUCAGUGGUGGGAGUUGA